Musca domestica (house fly) is the source of this 1596-nucleotide messenger RNA. Its product is annotated as beta-1,3-galactosyltransferase 5. The record is from RefSeq and is a predicted model, not a curated record. The transcript is spliced from 2 exons. NCBI's taxonomy places the organism in Eukaryota, Metazoa, Arthropoda, Insecta, Diptera, Muscidae. Gene Ontology annotation, molecular function: hexosyltransferase activity. Bases 93 to 1304 code for a protein of 403 amino acids. Gene Ontology annotation, cellular component: membrane.
CCAAGAAUUUGGUUGUCCCUCAAAGGGUUAAUGUAAAACAACAAUAAAAUAUUCAUUGAUAAGCGGAGGAAGUUCUACAAGACCAGAAAAAGAUGCGCCUGCGCCGUGUUAUUUGGAAAUUACUAAUAUUUAUAACGGUUUCCUUGGUCCUUCUGUUUAUAUUUUUAAAUAACAACGAAAAAUCGGAAAAUUACUCUGAUGAUUUCAUUACUAUACUUCGAAAUACAAAGGAAGAUACAACAGCUAGUGAAGAGGAACACAAGCCACCACUGCAGCUAAUAAACAAUUUUGAUGAUGCUAGACAAGUGACGUCCAGACCUUUGUUGAAUUUAACACAAUUUGAAUAUUUGAUAGAUAAUGAUUUGUGUGAACGUUUCAAAAAGGAGCUAACAGCAAUUAUAAUUGUCACUUCAUAUGUGGGUCAUGAUGAGUUACGAGCGGCACAUCGUCAGGCUAUAUCGCAAACGAAACUUGCCGAAAUGGGUAUGCAACGUGUUUUCCUUUUGGCUUCUAUACCAUUAAGGGAACAUUUUAUUACCCAGUCUCAAAUAUUUAACGAACAGCAACGGUUUGGUGAUCUCCUACAGGGCAACUUUAAAGAAGCCUAUCGAAAUCUUUCCUAUAAACACGUUAUGGGGUUAGAAUGGGCGGCACAGCGUUGCGAAAGAGCCAAAUUCAUUAUUAAAAUCGAUGAUGAUAUUAUUUAUGAUGUAUUUCAUUUGAAACGUUAUCUGGAUUCAUUGGAAUUGGAAAAUCUGGAACUAACAAAAUCCAAUGAAAUGUUAUGUGGUUAUGUUUUGGAUGAUAAGCCGGUUAUACGAAAUCAGGCCAAUAAAUGGUAUGUUCGUCCAGAUGAAUAUCAUUUUAACAAUUUUCCAUCAUAUCUCUCCGGAUGGUUAUAUGUGACAAAUCCCAGAACUGCCUUACGUUUGGUAAAUCAAGCAUAUAAUUCGCCAAUAUUCUGGAUUGAUGAUACCUGGAUAACGGGUAUAUUACGUGAACCCCUGAAAAUACCUCUGCAACGUUUGAACAGUUGGUUUUCUGCCAAUCCAGACUUUUUAAGCUGUUGUGUGCGAGACCUCAAGAAACCAAUUGCAAUGGAAUGUGAAUUUUAUGUUGGUCCCAAUGGUGGAGAGUCGAAAUUGCUUAUCGAAUUUUUGCAUAACGUUGAGAAAUGCUAUUACGACGAAUGUUUGAAACGUUCAAAGGAACAAAGUCUUAAGAACACCUGUGUUGGUGCGUUCAAACACAUUUUACCCGACCAUGGAAAUGCUGAAGUUAAAAUGGUAGCCAUGGGUAGAUGAUAGGACUGACAAAUCAUAUGAUCGGUGGAGGUUGCCAAUAGUAUUAGUUUUUUAUACUUUUCAAAAAAUUGUAUCUGAUAUUCACAGAUGAAUAUUAAAAAAAGAAAAACAUCACAUUAAGUAUUUAUCAUAUUAACUUUAGGUUAAACGUUUAGCUUGUAGUAUUUAAAAGUGACUAAAGUAAAAUACAUGCAUAGAUGCAUAUCUUUUUAUACAAUGCAAUAAACCUCAAAGACAAUAAUAAGUUUAAAAGAAGCCUAUGCUGAAAUAAAAAUUGCAAUUUUUUUAAAAC